Humulus lupulus (European hop) is the source of this 2892-nucleotide messenger RNA. RefSeq lists its product as uncharacterized. Gene Ontology annotation, molecular function: DNA helicase activity. Bases 1 to 2892 code for a protein of 963 amino acids. The transcript has 3 exons. The record is from RefSeq and is a predicted model, not a curated record. Gene Ontology annotation, biological process: DNA repair; telomere maintenance. NCBI's taxonomy places the organism in Eukaryota, Viridiplantae, Streptophyta, Magnoliopsida, Rosales, Cannabaceae.
AUGGAUGCUGUUCAUCGAGGUGAUUCAGAUUGUUCAAAAGUCGAAAAACCAAUUAUCUUGCCUUCAUCACACACUGGGGGACCACGAUAUAGAGUACAAAAUUACCAAGAUGCAAUGGCCAUUUGUAAAUGGGCAGGAUAUCCUGAUUUGUUUCUUACUUUCACUUGCAACCCAAAGUGGCCAGAAAUAAAUAAUAUGCUGCAUUUAAUUGGGCAAAAAGAUGAUGACAAUCGAGUGGAUAUCAUAUGCAGAGUUUUUGAGAUAAAGUUAUUCCAACUAAUGCAGGAUCUCAAAAAAGGAAAACCAUUUGGAAAAAUAAUCGCAUGUCUUUACACAAUUGAGUUCCAAAAGAGAGGCUUGCCCCAUGCACAUAUACUGCUUUUCUUACACCAAACAAUGAAAAAUCCAUCAGCAAAUCAUAUUGAUGAAAUAAUAAGUGCAGAAAUCCCAGACGUAAAUAUCGAUCCUGAUGGUUACAAUGCAGUCAACAAAUUUAUGAUUCAUGGACCAUGUGGCAAGCUCAAUCCUAACUCUCCGUGUAUGAUGCAAGGAAAGUGCACAAAAUAUUUCCCAAAAAAAUUCAAAGACCAAACGAUUGUUGAUGCCGAUGGCUUUCCAGUUUACAAAAGGCGAAAUACAGGUAUCCAUGUUGAAAAGAAAAAUGUCUUCUUAGAUAAUCGAUAUGUGGUCCCUUAUAAUAGGAAUUUGAUUGUUAAAUAUGAUGCACAUAUUAAUGUUGAGGUUUGCAAUUACUCAAGAUCAAUCAAAUAUCUAUUUAAGUAUGUUCAUAAAGGGUCUGAUAGAACAACAGCAACAAUGGAAUCUAUUGACACUACCGAAGAAAUAGAUGAGAUCAAAACAUAUCUUGACUGUAGAUAUAUAUCAGCAACUGAAGCUUGCUGGAGAAUCUUCCAAUUUGACAUACAUUACAGACAGCCAGCCGUCGAAAGAUUACCAUUCCAUUUUCCUGGAGAGCAUACAGUAGUAUUUGAAGAAAAUAAUUACACCGAAAAUGUGCUUUGCCGACCUGGAAUAGAGAAAACAAAGUUCACUGAAUGGUUAGAGACAAAUAAGAAUUAUGAGGAUGCGCGUGACCUAACUUAUUCUGAUUUUCCUACACGUUGGGUUUGGAAUUCAAAAGACAAAACAUGGACGAGGAGAAAAAAUGGCAUAGCAAUUGGAAGAAUUUACUUUGCACAUCCUUCAACUGGAGAACGCUUCUACAUGAGAAUGAUGCUCAACUUUGUCAAAGGAAGUACUUCGUUCGAAAGCAUUAGAACAGUAAAUGGAGUGACAUAUCCUACUUUUAAAGCUGCAUGCUAUGAUUUGGGAUUAUUAGACGAUGAUAAAGAGUGGAUCGAUUGCUUGACUGAAGCUUCAAUUUGGGCAACCGGAAAUGAAUUAAGGCAUCUAUUUGUCAUGAUACUCAUUCAUUGUCAGGUUUCCGAUGCAUCACAACUUUGGAAAUCUAAUUAUACUGCAUUGUCAGAAGACAUGGUUUCAUUACAAAGGAAGAGAUUUAGAAUGAAGGACCUUCAACUAACUGAACAACAAGUGGAAGCAUACACAUUGUUCGAAAUUGAAGGUAUAAUGUUGAAGAUGGGAAAAAGUCUGAAAGAAGUAGAUGGAAUGCCCCUACCUAAUUCUUCUUUGAUGAGAGACUCGGGUAAUAGAUUGGUCAAUGAAGAGCUUGACUAUGACAAAGAUCAAUUAAAAAUAUUGCAUGCAAAAUCAUUUGUUGCUCUAAAUCCUUGCCAGAAGUCAGCUUAUGAAGCAAUAAUACAUUCUGUGGAGAAUGAAGAAGAUAAGACCUUAAGAGAUAUUUUAAAAACAAGGUACGAAAAUAGUACUACCAAACCUUUUGGAGGACUUACAGUGGUAUGUGGUGGUGAUUUCCGUCAAAUAUUGCCAGUUUUCCCAAAGGGUACAAGAGCUGACAUUGUUGAUUCUUCUCUUAAUUCAUCCUACUUGUGGUCAUUUUUUAAAGUAUAUCAGCUCAACCAAAAUAUGAGGCUCUAUAAUGGAAGUGUCAGUAGCUCCGAGGCUGCUAAAAUAGCUUCUUUUGACAAAUGGUUGUUGCAGGUUGAAGAUGGUACAUUAUAUGAUGACAUUGGUAGAGAAUUAAUUAAAAUUCCUUCUGAUAUAUGCAAAAAACCAUCUGAAGAUCCAAUGAAAUCUAUAGUGGAAGCUAUUUACCCUUCACUUUUGCAUAAGUACAAUGAUCCAUCAUAUUUGAAAGAAAGAGCUAUAUUAACGCCAAAAAAUGAAAUGGUUCAUGAGUUAAAUGAGACGAUUAUGAAUAUGAUACAAGGAGAAGGGAGAACUUAUUUCAGCUCUGACAAUAUAUGCAAAGCAAGUGUAAACAGAAAUGAUGAAGACCUUCUGUAUCCACCUGAAUUUUUGCAUAGCUUGAAAUUUAAUGGCAUCCCAAAUCAUGACAUACGACUUAAGGAAGGUGUUCCUGUAAUGCUACUUAGAAAUUUGAAUCAAACAGAAGGUCUAUGCAAUGGCACAAGGUUGAUAGUCACCUGUCUUGGUAAAUGGUCAAUUAGAGGUGACAUCAUUUCAGGAAUAAAUAUUGGUCAGAACGUAACGAUUCCAAGAAUUAUCAUGUCUCCCAAUGAAUCAAGGUGGCCAUUCAAGCUCAAUAGACGACAACUUCCUUUAGCCCCAUGUUUUGCGAUGACAAUCAAUAAAAGUCAAGGACAAUCUCUUAAACAUGUCGGCUUAUAUCUCCCUAAGCAAGUAUUCACUCAUGGUCAAUUAUAUGUCGCUAUCUCUCGAGUCACAACAAGAGAAGGAUUGACCAUACUAAACGCUGACGAUGAGGUGGAAGACAAAACCUUCAUAAAAAAUAUUGUCUACAACGAAGUAUUCCAAAAUAUUACAUAA